AUGAAGCUGCUGGUAGGAUUUUUGUUCGUCUCCGCAGUCAAUUUCCCCAACGCAACCGGCACAUUGCGCCGAGCGCUGGUCCUACCCGAGACGGAGUACGAAAGAAUUCUGGAACAGUCCGGGCCAUCGAACCGGAAUGCCGUGAACGUGGACGGGGCGAGCUCGUUCGGGACGUUUCGCUGCGAGGAUGGAUUCUUCCGGUGCAACAACACGCUUCAAUGCAUCGAGCAGAGCAAAAACUGCAACGGAUUUCCCGACUGUGAUGACGGUUCGGACGAGCUCGAGUGUGAUGAUGACGUUGGAAGGAAUUAUUAUGAUCAUUACUUUCGCAAGCGACCGGCUGCCAUCAACGAUCAGCUACCAUACACACCGUGCAACUGGAACGAUGCCAACAACACCUGCAAAUGUCGCGGGACGGAUGUGCUGUGCGAAUACAAGGGUCUCACGUCGUUACCGGCGGUACUCACCUCGGAAAACGUCACACUACUCGAUCUCACUGGGAAUGUGUUUAUUGAGCUGAAUAUGAAUGUGUUCCAGCGGUUUCCAAAGCUCAGCACAUUAGUCCUGCGGCACUGUUCGAUCGAGCGUAUCCAACCGGUCCGGCUGGCCAACAGCAUCGACGCCCUCCAUCUCGACCAGAACGGGUUGACGAUGCUUCCGGAUAACUUUUUCCCACCCGGUACGGUGCUGAGAAUAUUGGUGCUGAGCGGCAACCGAAUCAACCGGUUGGGAAGCAGGAACUUUGUAAAUCUGGAAUUUCUCGAGGAGCUCGACUUAAAAGACAACCAGAUCGAUUCACUAACGGAAGAUGUGCUGGUACCGUUGACGAAUCUUCGCAUACUGUAUCUAAAUAACAACAGACUACGGAAGCUGGUGCCGGGUAUGAUACCGCAGCUGGUAACACUGCAGACACUGUCACUGGCGAAGAACCAAAUCGAAACGAUAGAAGUGUGUGCCCUAGAUCUUCCGUCGCUAGAGCAUCUCUAUUUGUCGGAGAAUUUACUCACCGUGAUCCGAAACGACACGUUCGGCAACCUAACGAAUUUAGUAGGAUUAUUUUUAAAUAGCAACAAAUUAACCCAUUUCGAGCUGGAUGCGUUCAGCGGAAUAGCUAAGCUGGCGACACUAAACCUGCAAGGAAACAGAUUUGAUCGAAUCGAUCGGCGUGUACUGGAUAACCUCACAAACCUGCACCACAUACAUUUCACCGAAUUUCAUCACUGCAAAGCCGCUCUGCACGUGCGUGUGUGCGAGCCAAAAGGCGACGGUAUCAGCAGCAACCGGCAUCUGCUCGAUAAUCCUGUACUGAGAGCUAGUGUGUGGAUAAUGGCGGCGGUAGGUAUUGUGGGGAAUUUGCUAGUACUGUUCGGUCGUUACAUGGUAGGAUCGCGCAGUAGUCAAGCACACGCGGAACAUUCCCUGUACUUGCGCCAUCUGGCGGCAAGCGAUUUGCUAAUGGGUGUUUACCUUGGAAUCAUUGCAACUGCGGACAUUAUCUUCAGGGGUGAAUAUCUUACGCACGACGAGGAAUGGCGCAUGAGUUCGAUCUGUGCGUUUAGUGGCUUUCUGAGUACACUCAGCUGCCAAUCGUCGACGCUGCUGCUGACACUCGUCACCUGGGACCGACUAGUGUCGGUAACGCGUCCACUCUACCAACGCUCGAGCAGUAAAACACGCGUCAUCCUACGGCUAGCACUGCUCUGGGGCGUUGCAACGGCCGCCGCAGUGGCACCACUCUCGGCGACGGAAUAUUUCGGACCACACUUCUACGGCAGCAAUGGUGUGUGUCUUUCCGUUCAUAUUCACGACCCGUACGCGAUGGGUUGGGAGUAUUCGGCCGGGCUGUUUAUACUGGUGAAUACGGUCUCGUUGCUGUUCAUUGGCAUCUCGUACCUGAGGAUGCUGCAGGCGAUUCGUGUGUCCCGAAACGAAACACGAAACACACUGAACUGCCGGGAAAAAGUAGUCGCCAGAAGGUUCGCCAUCAUCGUUGCAACCGAUUGUGUCUGCUGGAUGCCGGUGAUUGUAGUCAAAUUAGUUGCCCUGGCAGGAUAUGAAAUUUCUCCUUCACUGUACGCGUGGCUUGCGGUGCUGGUUCUGCCAAUCAAUUCCGCCCUCAAUCCCGUACUGUACACACUAACGACGGCCCAGUUUAAGCAACAGCUCGCACGUUUCUGCUAUACGCUACCGUGUGGCGCUCACACAGAAUACGAUUCAGCCAUCGACUCGCGGAACUCGAUGGCUCAGUUUUCACACAACGGAAGCAAACGUCUGAUGAAUCGAAGGGAACGACUAUCUUCAAACACGAAGGUGUACGAGUUCAAAUAGCAGUUGUCGAACGGGGGAGGAAGUGGCCGGCGCAGUGUUCGCGUUCGGCAUCGUCCUUCGGAUGCGUCCGAUACGUCCGAUCACCGUCAUCAUCGUCACUGCUUCCUGCCGAACAGUGUUCACCAUCAAUCGAAACAAAGCCACCCGGGCACGGGAUCUACGGGAAUGUUGCGUGUGCCCUCCUCGCUACCUUCCUCCCCCUCGACGAUCAUUACCAACAUCGAGCAGGAUCGUGAGGAACGGGACAUACCGAUUGAGAUGGCGGCACUGGUUGUGUACGAUCAGAAUGGACCAAAUCCGAGCCGUUUUCAUGCGCCGACAGGUACCGUUCCGGGUUACAGCCAGAGUCAGGGCCAGGGACAAAUU
Molecule: messenger RNA, 2694 nt
Organism: Anopheles maculipalpis
Lineage: Eukaryota; Metazoa; Arthropoda; Insecta; Diptera; Culicidae
Gene: Lgr4
Product: relaxin receptor 2
Exons: 21
Coding region: 1-2328 (775 amino acids)
Biological process (GO): G protein-coupled receptor signaling pathway
Cellular component (GO): membrane
Molecular function (GO): G protein-coupled receptor activity; protein binding
Source: RefSeq, a predicted model, not a curated record